Mauremys reevesii (Reeves's turtle) is the source of this 735-nucleotide messenger RNA. RefSeq lists its product as uncharacterized. Gene Ontology annotation, cellular component: cytoplasm. The record is from RefSeq and is a predicted model, not a curated record. NCBI's taxonomy places the organism in Eukaryota, Metazoa, Chordata, Testudines, Geoemydidae. The coding region runs from base 1 to 735 and encodes 244 amino acids. The transcript has 8 exons.
AUGGACAAACUCCAGCAGCUCCGCAGCACUCUGCGGGGCCAGCAGCUCCUCCACAUCAUCUUGGUGAUCCAGCAGCACCUGCAGGGCGGAGCUGAGGCUCUGCACAACUGCUAUUCGCAGAGCCUGGACACCAUCCUCAGGAGCCAGCUAACAGAGACCCCCACCUUGGAGAAGCUGCAGCACCUCCUGGAGCACAUCCAUCGCUCUCUCCUGGCAAACAACCCCCAGGAGAGAGCCAGGGCCGUCCAGACCAGUGCGGCCCUGCUCCAGUUCGCCACCUCCCUGCCUGGAUUUGACACCUCCUCCGCCUUCUCCAAGGCAGGAGAAUUCGUUCUGCAGCUGGGUCUCUGGAUAUCCCACCCAGCCAGUAACAUCAGUCGGCAUGCCAAGGGUGGGAUAUACUGGCUUUACUGGCUCCUGCUCCGGAAGAGGGGGCUCAACACCAGCGAGGCCCCAGACUUGUGGUGCCGGGACGGGCUCCAUGACCCCGAGCGCCUGGGGUAUAGAAAUCUGGCCAGGGUGGGAGAGGCCUUUGGCGAGCUGUUCACAGAGGAGCAGAAAAGAUCUUUCCUCCAGGCGGGCCUGCUGGCCAUUCACCACCCCCUCCUCUGCGUCAGCCAGGCUGGCCUGGUGCUGACGUAUUCCAUCCUGGGGGAAGCUGGCCAGCUGCUAGAGGACGAGGUAACCAAAGAGGGGUCACCUGGGGAGAGACCCCCCAGGGAGGACAUCGCAUAA